CAACCUUGACUGCAAAUAAAGAAACAACCAGCGGGGCGCUUGAUUUGCUUUUUGGUAGGUCCAGAGGUGGGGACGAGCAAAAAAUAAAUUAAUAUAGAGAGUGGCUUCUUCCUUAUUCACAGUUGCAGCUUUGCAUUGAUAGCGAACGGAUCCAGAAUGCCGGUUUUGGAGGUUUUUAUGAUGAAGGGAAGCCCUCCCAGCUAUGCCGUUUUGGCUCUGUUAAAGGAGAUAAAAACUCCGUACAAAGCAACCGAACUGUCAUUUUUUGAUGGGGACCAUUUGAAAGAGGAGCACGCUAAACGGAACCCGCAGAAAGAAGUGCCUGUCAUCAAAGACGGCGACUACAUUCUCUGUGAAAGCAUUGCGAUUUUGCAAUACCUCGCUGAUGCGUACGGAAAGAGCUACCCGGAUCUGUUCCCCGCAGAUCCAAAACGCAGAGGCAUCGUCAACCAACGUUUGGCUUUCAACCUUUGUAAUUUCUACCCGAAUAUUUCCACUUACACAUUUGGAGAUGUGUUUGGCAUUCCAAACGCAGCAGCACUGAAAUCUAAGGCAGAGAGGUCCCUCCUUGUUCUUGAGACGAUUUUAAAAGAUCAAGACACGAAAUUUGCAGCUGGAGAUGAGUUCACAAUUGCCGACAUUGGAUUGCUGGCAGCCGCGCUUUGCUUGGAGGCAGCAGAAUUUAACUUUUCGCCAUACCCGCGCAUCGCCAAGUGGUAUGGGGCAUGCAAAAACCGUCCAGCGUGGGAGGAUUUGAAGGUCUGUCGCGAUGACUUGCAUCAUUUCUUACAAAAUCCUCCAAACAAGGAUGCAAUCGCCGAGCUCGAGAAAAAAAAGAAUCUCAGCUUCCAGCAGUGAUCAUAUUAAUGGCCAUAUGUACACAAUUUCCGUUUUGUUGUUAGCAAAAAUCAUGAGAAUAUAUGUAAUAUUUUAAUUGUUUAAUAAUCGUUCGUUUUUAUACUAACAACAAAUAAAGGUUUCAGUUUAUCAAAUCAA
Cloeon dipterum is the source of this 996-nucleotide messenger RNA. Its product is annotated as glutathione S-transferase 1-like. Bases 157 to 858 code for a protein of 233 amino acids. Gene Ontology annotation, molecular function: glutathione transferase activity. Gene Ontology annotation, biological process: glutathione metabolic process. Lineage: Eukaryota; Metazoa; Arthropoda; Insecta; Ephemeroptera; Baetidae. The record is from RefSeq and is a predicted model, not a curated record. The transcript has 6 exons.